This is a messenger RNA of Oryzias latipes (Japanese medaka), 673 nucleotides long. Its product is annotated as gamma-crystallin M3-like. Gene Ontology annotation, molecular function: structural constituent of eye lens. The record is from RefSeq and is a predicted model, not a curated record. Gene Ontology annotation, biological process: lens development in camera-type eye; visual perception. Lineage: Eukaryota; Metazoa; Chordata; Actinopteri; Beloniformes; Adrianichthyidae.
AAGUAUAAAAGCAAGAGUAAAUCCAGUUGGGACAGCAGUGCAGCAGUGGAACAAACCACAGCAGUAGCUCAAUUAAGAGUAUGUCUACCACCGAUAUGAACAUGGGCAAGAUCAUCUUCUACGAAGACAGGAACUUCCAGGGUCGCUCCUAUGAGUGCAUGAGCGACUGCUCCGACAUGUCCUCCUACCUGAGCAGGUGUCACUCCUGCAGGGUGGAGAGCGGCUGCUUCAUGGUCUACGACCGUCCCAACUACAUGGGGAACCAGUACUUCAUGAGGAGGGGCGAGUACGCCGACUACAUGAGCAUGUUCGGAUGGAGCGGGGGCAUCAGGUCCUGCCGCAUGAUCCCCAUGUACCGGGGUCAGUUCAGGAUGAGGAUCUAUGAGAGGGAGAACUUCGAAGGUCAGAUGUACGAGAUGAUGGACGACUGCGACAACAUCAUGGACCGAUACCGCAUGAACAACUGCAUGUCCUGCAACGUGAUGGACGGCCACUGGCUGAUGUACGAGCAGCCCCACUACAGAGGCAGGAUGAUUUACAUGAGGCCCGGGGAGUACCGCAGCUUCAGGGACAUGGGCUUCAGCGGCAUGAGGUUCAUGAGCAUGAGGCGCAUCAUGGACAUGUGCUAGAUGUCUUCAUUCUGAAAUAAAAAACGGGGAUUUAUAAAAAAAAA